This is a messenger RNA of Eremothecium cymbalariae DBVPG#7215, 2568 nucleotides long. It is a transcript of the gene MRD1, whose product is annotated as RNA-binding ribosome biosynthesis protein MRD1. The record is from RefSeq and is a predicted model, not a curated record. Gene Ontology annotation, cellular component: cytoplasm; nucleus; ribonucleoprotein complex. NCBI's taxonomy places the organism in Eukaryota, Fungi, Ascomycota, Saccharomycetes, Saccharomycetales, Saccharomycetaceae. Gene Ontology annotation, molecular function: mRNA binding. The transcript has a single exon. Bases 1 to 2568 code for a protein of 855 amino acids.
AUGUCACGUAUUAUUGUGAAGGGAUUACCGAAGUAUCUUAACGAAGAUCGCCUUCAGGACCACUUUUAUAAGCGGUUGCAGAAAGUUCAUUCAGAUACUACCAACUUGAUCACUGAUGUGAAAUUGAUGAAGAAUAAAGAUGGCGAAUCUAGAAGAUUUGCGUUUGUUGGUUUUAAGUUUGAAUCCGAUGCUUUUGAUGCAGUUGAAUAUUUCGAUGGGUCUUUUAUUGAUACUUGUAAGCUCGAAGUGUCUAUGGCGAAAAGUUUUGCAGAUCCAAGGGUUCCUGUUCCAAUGAGAGAAAAAAGACGUGAAGCUCUGAAACGGCUACGGGAGAGGGAGGAUAAGUUGUUGCAGGAGAAUCAGAGGAAGCAUAGGAAGGAAACGAAGCCUGGUAUUGACGCUGAGAUUGCCAAGAAUGCACAGCUCCAGGAGUUUAUUGAUACGAUGAAACCAUCUAAUCAGGUUACCUCUUGGGAGAAGGUUGUAUCUACUAACAAAGUCGAAGAUAGUAAUAAUGGAGAUGAUUCUAAUCCAUUGUUGAAAGUCUUAAAGGGAGCAGAAGAAGAUGAAGAUGUUGACAUGUUUAAACUAUCAGACGGAGAGAGUGAUGAGGAAUAUAUAGAUGUGGAUAAGACAAAAAUGGAACAAGAUGUGCCAGUAGAUCAAGAGGAAGAAACUAAAAUGAUGAGCCUAGAUACCUUUGAAAAUACACAGUUAAACAAAGACGAUAAUUUGGCACAAGAUGAAGGAGUAUCUGAUUUGGAUUGGUUAAAAAACCGUAGGGUUAGGAUUAGAGACGGUGAAGACCAAGCAGCUCAAGCUUCGAUAUCCUCUGAGGUACCGGGGGUUCCUGUACAACAGCAAUCAGAAAUUGAAGAAAAACAAGUUCCACCAAUUUCUGAUGAAGAACAAUGCCUUUCAAAGAUUAGAGCUUCAGGUCGCUUGUUUUUGAGGAAUAUCUUGUAUACAGCUAAGGAGGAUGAUUUUCAACAAUUAUUUGCUCCUUAUGGUGAAAUAGAAGAGAUCCAUAUUGCGGUGGAUACUAGGACAGGGCAGUCAAAAGGGUUUGCGUAUGUGUUAUUUAAGAAUCCAGAUGAUGCCGUGAAUGCAUAUAUUGAAUUGGAUAAACAAAUUUUCCAAGGCAGACUUCUUCACAUUCUUCCAGCAGACCCAAAAAAGAGCCAUAGAUUAGAUGAAUUUGACAUAAAGAAUUUACCUCUAAAGAAACAAAAGGAAUUGAAGCGAAAGGCAUCAGCUGCCCAACAGAUUUUUUCAUGGAAUUCGUUAUAUAUGAAUCAAGAUGCAAUCUUGAGCAGUGUGGCAUCAAAAUUGGGUAUGGAGAAAUCUCAAUUAAUUGAUCCUGAAAAUUCUAGUUCUGCAGUUAAACAAGCAUUAGCAGAAGCUCAUGUUAUUGGAGAUGUCAGGAAAUAUUUCGAACUCCGUGGUGUUGACUUGACUGCGUUCCAAAAAUACAAAAAUGCAUUCGAUCGUGAUGAUCGUAUUAUCCUAGUGAAAAACUUUCCACAUGGAACUACUCGUGAGGAAUUGGCAGAAUUAUUUUUACCCUUUGGAAAGUUACUAAGGCUGUUGAUGCCACCAAGUGGUACCAUUGCUAUCGUUCAAUACAGAGAUGUUCCUUCUGCUAGGGCGGCAUUUUCCAAAUUGUCAUAUAAAAGAUUUAAAGAGGGUAUCUUGUAUUUGGAAAAGGGACCAAAGAAUUGUUUUUCUAGAAAUGCAGAGGGUGAUGAAUUGGUUGAAGAUGGAACAACAGAACCCGAAGAAAAGUUCAAAGAAGCCAAGGCAACGGUCGACGAUGUUAUGGCAGCAAAUCGGAAUGAGACACUUAAUGAACACGACGAUUUAGACACUCAAGUACAUGGACCAACCACUUCUAUCUUUGUUAAAAAUUUGAAUUUCUCUACAAAAACAGAAGACUUGACAGACAAAUUCAAAUCUUUUGCUGGGUUCAUUGUUGCGCAAAUCAAGACUAAGCCUGAUCCAAAACGUAAAGGUAAGACUCAGUCAAUGGGGUUUGGUUUUGUUGAAUUCAGGACUAAGGAGCAAGCCAAUGCAGUUAUCUCAGCACUGGAAGGUACUGUUAUCGAUGGUCAUAAGAUUCAGUUGAAAUUAUCACACAGGCAGGGGACUGCAUCAACUGCGAAGACCUCUAAAAAGAAUAUUAACGGCAAAAUCAUCGUUAAAAACUUACCAUUUGAAGCCACUAGGAAAGAUAUCUUUGAAUUAUUUAGUUCAUUCGGACAGCUCAAAUCAGUUAGAGUUCCCAAAAAAUUCGAUAAAUCCGCUCGAGGAUUUGCCUUCGUGGAAUUCUUGUUACCUAAAGAAGCUGAAAAUGCUAUGGAUCAAUUGGAAGGUGUCCAUUUAUUGGGACGUAGGUUGGUUAUGCAGUACGCUGAACAAGAAUCUGAAGAUGCAGAGCUUCAGAUCGAAAAGAUGACAAACAGGAUGAAGAAGCAGGUUGCUACUACAAAGCUUGCAGCCAUGCGAAAUACUGGGAAAAGGAAGUUGCAGUUGGAUGAAGAUAAUGAAAAUGAUGGUUUCGAUGGCUAA